AUGCUGUUUGUCACUAUUAAGGAGGACCCAAUUAAAGACCCUGUGGUCCCCGACACUCCAGCCACCACUGCCACCCCUUUUUCAGCCCCAACUGAGGCUCCAAAAAGGAAGGAUAAAAAGACUUCCUGGUGGCGUAAGUGGUGUCCUAAGAAGAAAACCAAACAGUUGACUCCUGAAAAAGAAGAUGUGGCUGAAGAGACAAACCUCCCAUCUUCUCCUUCAGAAAGAAGUGUGGACUACAAUGUUGUGUCUGAGGGUGGAGAAGCUGUCCCGGAGGCUUCGUCCACCCCGGACCCUCAGGUCUCAGCUGGAACUGAGCUGAACCCUGAGGAAGAAGACGUGGCAGAGGACACAAACCUGCUGUCUUCUGCCACAGAGGAGAGUGUCGACUACACGGCCCAGUCUGAGGGUGAAGAAGCUGUCCAGGAUACUUCGUCCACCCCGGACCGUCAGGUCUCAGCUGGAACUGAGCUGAACCCUGAGGAAGAAGACGUGGCAGAGGACACAAACCUGCUGUCUUCUGCCACAGAGGAGAGUGUCGACACCAUCCUGGGAUCUAAGGAUGGAGAAGCUGUCCAGGAGGCUUCGUCCACCCCAGACCCUCAGGUCUCAGCUGGAACUGAGCUGCAGCCUAAAGAAGAAGAGGUGGCAGAGGACACAAACCUGCGGUCUUCAACCACAGAGGAGAGAGUCGACAACACCGUUGAGUCUGAGGGUGGAGAAGCUGUCCAGGAGGCUUCGUCCACCCCGGACCGUCAGGUCUCAGCUGGAAAUGAGCUGAACCCUGAAGAAGAAGACAUGGCAGAGGACACAAACCUGCCAUCUUCUGCCACAGAGGAGAGUGUCGACACCAUCCUGAGAUCUGAGGAUGGAGAAGCUGUCCAGGAGCCUUCGUCCACCCCAGACCCUCAGGUCUCAGCUACAACUGAGCUGAACCCUGAAGAAGAAGACGUGGCAGAAGACCUGUCGUCUUUUGCCACAGAGGAGAGUGUCGACACCAUCCUGGGAUCUGAGGAUGGAGAAGCUGUCCAGGAGCCUUCGUCCACCCCAGACCCUCAGGUCUCAGCUACAACUGAGCUGAACCCUGAAGAAGACGUGGCAGAGGACACAAACCUGCUGUCUUCUGCCACAGAGGAGAGUUUUGACAACGUCCAGGAUUCUGAGGGUGGAUUAGUUGUUGUCCAGGAAGCUUCAUCCACCCCUGACACUCCAGUCUCCGUUGUUUCUGAGACUAAAAAGAAAAAGAAGAGACCUUGGUGGCGUCGGUGGUUUUGGCCUCGCCGCAAGAAACAGAAGUCAGCAUCUCCUGUUGAGACAGAUGGAGAAGAGAGAAGCCCUUCGUCUGAGGUCACAACCAUCAAGGCUGACAUAGAUGUGAUCAGUGACCUCCCCCCUGCCGCACCUGUAUCCAGGCGAGGACGCGGCGGGAGUCAAAGCGGCGACUCGGCCAUUGAUCUGCUUGCGUCAAUUCAAGAUCUGUUGCCAUCAACCAGCAACACUGGACAGAUCUCCAGAGAGGAGCUAGUCUGCCUAGGGUUCCCCAACCUAGCACAGACGUGUUAUAUGAAUUCCACCCUGCAAGGCCUUCUGACACUGCGUCCAUUUGUUCUGGAGGUACACAGCCAGCAGCAGGUUUGGAGUUCUGUACCUACCUCUCAACUCAUCAGUGGGUUUGUGGAUGUCAGAGUCUGCCGCUUCUCCAGUAAUGAAAGGGAGAAGAGAGGUGUCCUGUUUGCCUUUAAACAGACUGUUGCUGAGUUUAACUCAGAGUUUAAAGACGACAGUCAGAAGGACGCCCAUGAGUUCCUCAGCUGUGUUCUGGACAGGCUGAGGUCUCUGUCUCUGCAUCUGGAUGCGGCGGCAGUUGACAUGGGCAUGAGCUACACCUGCCCUGUCAACGCUCACAUUGCUUUUCAGAUGCUGAGCACCAGGACCUGCAAGGGAUGUGGUAUGCAAUCCAUGAGGGAGGAGGAUUAUAUAAACCUCUCCCUGGACCUGGUGCCUGGAGGCUCUGUGAGUGAGUUCCUUCAGGAGUACCUGAAACAACGCCACUUGGACUACAGAUGCGAGUGCGGUGCUGAGGAGUCGCUGCAGCAGUCCUCCUUUUUGACUCAUCCCAAUGUACUGAUCCUGCAGCUGCAGCGAUUCAGGUUCACCAAGUCUUUCAACCUGGAGAAAAUGAACAGCCCUGUUGUCCUACCAAAGGAGCUAGUGGUGAUUGCCGAAUCCAGCACCGCCAAACAGACUCACUACUCUCUCGUGAGCGUCGUCAGCCAUUUGGGCUCCACAGCUCAUUCUGGUCACUACAUUUGUGAUGGCGCUCACAGACAGCUGGAGCCGGGUGACAUGACAGUUCGUUGGCUGACUUACAACGACAGUGCGGUCAGUGAGACAGCCAUCGAUUCUGUCUGUCACCUGCGACAAAGAACUGCCUACCUGCUGUUCUAUGAGAGGCAGCUUUAGAGGACCAGAGGACCAAUGACAGGAUCUGCGAAAAGACCAACUACAAGACCAAUGACAGGGCCAAAAACGGCGCAGGAAAGCAGCACCUGCGACCACUACAACACAUGUUUUUUGCUGCUUUUAUGAAAAUUAUCUAAAAUUUAUCAAAAUUAAAAUUAAAAUUAAAAUGUCUCAAAUAUUUACUCAAUGUGGCUUACCCACCCAUUUUAUAUAAGUUACCAACCUGGUCUCUUCAAUGUAAAAGA
Molecule: messenger RNA, 2708 nt
Organism: Dicentrarchus labrax (European seabass)
Lineage: Eukaryota; Metazoa; Chordata; Actinopteri; Moronidae
Product: ubiquitin carboxyl-terminal hydrolase 37-like
Exons: 19
Coding region: 1-2463 (820 amino acids)
Biological process (GO): G1/S transition of mitotic cell cycle; protein deubiquitination
Cellular component (GO): cytosol; nucleus
Molecular function (GO): cysteine-type endopeptidase activity; cysteine-type deubiquitinase activity
Source: RefSeq, a predicted model, not a curated record